This is a messenger RNA of Cylicostephanus goldi, 207 nucleotides long. Lineage: Eukaryota; Metazoa; Nematoda; Chromadorea; Rhabditida; Strongylidae. The record is from the annotation of a GenBank genome assembly.
AUGUACGAUCAAGGAUUGAACGCUCACUUUACAACGUCUAAGUCGAAGAAUUCAUAUGAAGACGCCAAGCCAACCAGUCGCCCUCGUGCUGUUCCCGAUGUCACGCGCACGCUGUUGGACGAAUUCGAUCUUCUAGCGAGCUUCCUAGAACGUCAUGAUUUUCGCCAUGACCGUGGAUAUUUCCGCAUCCGCUGGCUAGGAAGAUAA